AUGAUUAGUAUCUGCACAUGGAACAUUAGAGGGCUUAAUGACCCCUCUAAGGUUUCUAAGGUGAGAAGGGUGGUCAACACUCAUAAUAUUAAAGUCAUUGCCAUUCUAGAAACAAGGGUGAAAAGUAGGAAAUAUGCUGCAGUACUGAACAAGUUUGGUAGGCAGUGGAGCUGGGAUAAUAAUUACAGUUGUAGUGAUAAGGGGAGGAUUUGGAUUGGCUGGAUCCCUGGUUCAGUCACCAUCAAGGUUGAACACACUCAUGAACAAUACAUUCAUUGUGAAGUUCAUAAUCAGAAAGGGGACUUUGAGUUCUUUUUUACUGCCAUCUAUGGUUUACACACCAUUCAAGAUAGGAAGAAGUUGUGGGAUGAGGUGAGAGUUCUCAAUGCCAGCAUUGGUAAUGUCCCUUGGAUUCUUUCUGGUGAUUUUAACACCAUGCUUGAUAUUCAUGAUAGAGUUAAUGGAGCCCCUGUGACAUUGGCAGAAAUAAAGGAUUUUUCAGAUGUGGUUGAUCAAUGCGUCCUCUCUGAACUCAAGAGUAGAGGGCACUUUUUUUCUUGGCACAAGGGUGGUGAUGGAAACAAAAUUGCUAGCAGAAUUGAUAGGUGUUUGGGUAAUGCUGAAUGGAUGAGCCAGAAAGGAGCUGUUUGCACAGAAUAUCUGAAUCCUGGGUUAUCAGAUCACAGUCCUAUCUUAAUCACUUGCCUUACUGAAGAGAAAGGAGGUGGAAGACCAUUUAAAUUUCUUAAUUACCUAGCUGACCAUGCUGAGUUUGUACCUGCUGUUGAGUAUUGUUGGAAGCAGGAUUGCAAGGGGACUGCCAUGUUUUCAGUUUGGUCUAGGCUGAAGCUUAUCAAGAAUAAGCUUAAGCAACUUCAUCAUAGAGAUUUUCAGGGGAUCCAUGAUAGAAUUGAUCAAGCUAGACAACAACUGGAGGUUGUUCAAGCCCAUCUCCAAAGUCAAGUUGCUGAUUCCUCUCUUCUGGUGAAGGAGCAAGAAUGCUCUGCUGCUCUUAGGAAAUGGCUAAAACUUGAAGAAUCUGCUCUAAAACAGAAAGCCAGGCUUCAUUGGCUUCAAUAA
This is a messenger RNA of Spinacia oleracea (spinach), 1080 nucleotides long. RefSeq lists its product as uncharacterized. Gene Ontology annotation, molecular function: catalytic activity. The record is from RefSeq and is a predicted model, not a curated record. NCBI's taxonomy places the organism in Eukaryota, Viridiplantae, Streptophyta, Magnoliopsida, Caryophyllales, Amaranthaceae. The transcript has a single exon. Bases 1 to 1080 code for a protein of 359 amino acids.